Messenger RNA from Hordeum vulgare subsp. vulgare (domesticated barley), 659 nucleotides. RefSeq lists its product as uncharacterized. The transcript is spliced from 4 exons. The coding region runs from base 24 to 659 and encodes 211 amino acids. NCBI's taxonomy places the organism in Eukaryota, Viridiplantae, Streptophyta, Magnoliopsida, Poales, Poaceae. The record is from RefSeq and is a predicted model, not a curated record.
UUCUUCCCUGUUCCUUCAAAACGAUGGCAUACGAUAUGCUCCAUGAUAUUACCAAAGAAAAGGAUUCUUGGAAAGUCAAGGUCAGAAUAAUGAGGCUAUGGGAUGCCAUUAACCUCAACAACAAUGAACUUAUUAGCCUUGACAUGAUACUACUUGAUGAAGAGGGCACUAUGAUACAUGGCAAGGUAAUGAAACAUAUGGUUAACAAGUUCAAACCAUUGAUCCAAGAAGGUUCAGUCUACAUGAUUGCAAAUUUUAAGGUUACAUCUGCAAUGAAUUUCCGUUCAGCUGAAAGUGAAAAGAUUUUAAAUUUCUUGCACAGAACAAAAAUUCAAGAGAUAAAAGGUCCAAAAAAUAUUAGAAUAGAAGAAGAAAGCUUCACAUUUUGUAGUAUUGAAGUUCUUUCCGCAAGAGACGACGAGAAGAUUUACUUAUCUGAUGUCAUCGGCAUAGCAAGUUACAUAGGGCAUAUUGAAGAAACACAGACGACCCAUGGGAUUUCAAAGAUUCGAGAUAUUGUGCUUCGAAUUGAGGAUCAAAACAUUAACAUUAGACUAUGGGGUAAUAAGGUUGGACAAAUUGAUGAAGAUUCUUUGGGCCAUGUUGUCAUAGUAAUAUCAACUACUGUCAGAAAACUGAAAGGUUUGUAUUUGAAUUAA